CUUCUAGUUCUGUUGCUGGGGCUGUAGGUAUGACAACCUCUGGAGAAAGCGAGUCAGAUGAUUCUGAGAUGGGAAGACUACAAGCUCUAUUAGAGGCUAGGGGUCUUCCUCCUCACCUGUUUGGCCCUCUUGGUCCUCGGAUGUCGCAGCUCUUCCACAGGACAAUUGGAAGUGGAGCUAGUUCUAAAGCCCAACAGCUUUUACAAGGUCUACAAGCCACUGAUGAAAGUCAGCAACUACAGGCGGUGAUUGAGAUGUGCCAGCUGUUGGUCAUGGGGAAUGAAGAAACAUUAGGAGGGUUUCCAGUCAAGAGUGUUGUACCAGCUUUGAUAACGCUGCUGCAGAUGGAGCACAACUUUGACAUUAUGAACCAUGCGUGUCGGGCUUUAACAUACAUGAUGGAAGCACUUCCCAGAUCAUCUGCUGUAGUGGUAGAUGCCAUUCCUGUCUUCUUGGAAAAGUUGCAAGUUAUUCAGUGUAUUGAUGUGGCAGAGCAGGCACUUACAGCCCUGGAGAUGUUAUCACGCAGGCAUAGUAAAGCCAUUCUACAGGCAGGUGGGCUGGCAGACUGUUUGUUGUAUCUGGAGUUCUUCAGUAUAAAUGCACAGAGAAAUGCACUAGCUAUUGCUGCCAACUGCUGCCAGAGUAUAACACCUGACGAGUUUCACUUUGUGGCAGACUCUUUGCCACUGCUUACACAAAGAUUAACCCAUCAGGACAAAAAAUCUGUUGAAAGUACUUGCCUCUGUUUUGCACGUCUAGUGGACAACUUCCAGCAUGAGGAGAACUUGCUCCAGCAGGUUGCUUCCAAGGACUUGUUAACAAAUAUCCAGCAACUCUUGGUAGUGACGCCUCCUAUCCUGAGCUCAGGAAUGUUCAUCAUGGUGGUGCGCAUGUUUUCCUUAAUGUGCUCAAAUUGCCCUACUCUUGCAGUCCAGCUCAUGAAGCAAAAUAUUGCAGAAACACUUCAUUUCCUCCUUUGUGGAGCCUCAAAUGGGAGUUGUCAAGAACAAAUUGACCUUGUUCCACGAAGUCCUCAAGAACUUUAUGAGCUUACUUCUCUUAUCUGUGAGCUGAUGCCUUGCCUGCCAAAAGAGGGGAUCUUUGCUGUUGAUACUAUGCUAAAGAAAGGAAAUGCACAAAAUACAGAUGGUGCAAUAUGGCAAUGGCGAGAUGACAGGGGUCUCUGGCAUCCCUAUAACAGGAUUGAUAGUCGAAUAAUAGAGGCAGCUCAUCAGGUUGGUGAGGAUGAGAUAAGCCUCUCUACACUUGGGCGUGUCUAUACUAUUGAUUUUAACUCUAUGCAGCAAAUAAAUGAGGAUACUGGAACAGCACGUGCCAUUCAGCGGAAACCAAACCCUUUAGCCAAUACAAACACUAGUGGACAUUCAGAAUUGAAGAAGGAUGAUGCUCGAGCACAGUUAAUGAAAGAGGACCCAGAACUGGCAAAAUCCUUUAUCAAAACAUUGUUUGGUGUUCUUUAUGAAGUGUAUAGUUCUUCAGCUGGACCUGCAGUUAGACACAAGUGCCUUAGAGCAAUUCUUAGAAUAAUAUAUUUUGCUGAUGCUGAACUUCUGAAGGAUGUGCUCAAAAACUAUGCUGUUUCAAGUCAUAUUGCCUCCAUGCUGUCGAGUCAAGACCUUAAGAUAGUAGUUGGAGCCCUGCAAAUGGCAGAAAUAUUAAUGCAAAAAUUACCUGAUAUUUUUAGUGUUUACUUCAGAAGAGAAGGGGUGAUGCACCAAGUGAAAAACUUGGCAGAGUCUGAGGCUUUGCUGACGAGCCCACCCAAAGUGUGCACUAACGGCUCGGGGGUGCUGGGCCCCACUGCAGCGCUGAGCACGGGGACGGCCACCGCUGCCACGAAUGCAGCUGCAGACCUGGGCUCCCCCAGCCUACAGAACAGCCGGGAGGAUUCUCUGGAUCUGAGCCCACAGGGACGACUGAGUGAUGUUCUAAAGAGAAAAAGACUGCCAAAACGAGGGCCAAGGAGACCAAAAUACUCCCCUCCAAGAGAUGACGACAAAGUGGACAAUCAAGCUAAAAGCCCUACAACUACUCAAUCUCCUAAAUCUUCUUUCUUGGCAAGUUUAAAUCCUAAAACAUGGGGAAGAUUAAGCACGCAGUCCAACAGUAAUAAUAUUGAACCAGCACGAACAGCAGGAGUAAGUGGUCUUGCAAGGGCUGCUUCCAAGGAUAAUGUUUCAAAUAACAGAGAAAAAAUUAAGGGCUGGAUUAAGGAGCAAGCCCAUAAAUUUGUAGAACGUUAUUUUAGUUCUGAAAACAUGGAUGGAAGCAAUCCCGCACUAAACGUACUACAGAGACUUUGCACUGCAACUGAACAACUCAACCUCCAGGUGGAUGGUGGAACAGAGUGCCUUGUAGAAAUCCGUAGCAUUGUCUCUGAGUCUGAUGUCUCCUCGUUUGAAAUUCAGCAUAGUGGGUUUGUUAAACAGCUGCUGCUUUAUUUGACAUCUAAAAGUGAGAAGGAUGCUGUAAGCAGGGAUAUCAGAUUGAAAAGAUUUCUUCACGUAUUUUUUUCUUCUCCACUUCCUGGAGAAGAACCCCUUGGAAGAUUAGAGCCAUUAGAAAAUGCACCUUUGUUGGCAUUAGUCCAUAAAAUGAACAAUUGCCUCAGUCAGAUGGAGCAGUUCCCUGUCAAAGUGCAUGACUUCCCUAGUGGAAACGGAACAGGGAGCAGUUUUUCUCUUAACAGAGGAUCCCAAGCUUUAAAAUUCUUCAACACGCAUCAGUUAAAAUGCCAAUUGCAAAGACAUCCAGACUGUGCUAAUGUGAAACAGUGGAAGGGUGGACCUGUGAAGAUUGAUCCUCUGGCUUUGGUACAAGCCAUUGAAAGAUACCUUGUAGUUAGAGGCUAUGGACGAGUUAGAGAAGAUGAUGAAGAUAGUGAUGAUGAUGGGUCAGAUGAGGAAAUAGAUGAAUCUUUGGCUGCUCAAUUCUUAAAUUCUGGGAAUGUGAGACAUAGACUGCAAUUUUACAUUGGAGAUCACUUGCUGCCAUACAAUAUGACUGUGUAUCAAGCAGUUAGGCAGUACAGUUUACAAGCUGAGGAGGAGAGGGAGUCUACAGAUGAUGAAAGCAACCCACUAGGAAGAGCUGGGAUUUGGACAAAAACACAUACCAUUUGGUACAAACCUGUGCGAGAGGAUGAAGAUGGUAAUAAGGACUGUGUUGGUGGUAAAAGAGGAAGAGCACAAACUGCUCCCACAAAAACCUCCCCUAGAAAUUCUAAAAAACAUGAUGAAUUGUGGCAUGAUGGUGUAUGCCCUUCUGUAUUAAAUCCUCUGGAAGUUUACCUCCUAUCUACUCCACCUGAAAACAUAACAUUUGAAGAUCCCUCACUAGAUGUUAUUCUUCUUUUGAGAGUUUUACAUGCAAUCAGUCGAUACUGGUAUUAUUUGUAUGAUAAUGCAAUCUGCAAGGAGAUAAUUCCAACCUCUGAGUUUAUCAACAGUAAACUGACAGCAAAAGCAAACAGGCAGCUUCAGGAUCCUUUGGUAAUUAUGACAGGAAACAUACCAACUUGGCUGACAGAACUGGGAAAAACAUGCCCGUUUUUCUUUCCUUUUGAUACACGUCAAAUGCUGUUUUAUGUAACUGCUUUUGAUCGUGAUCGAGCCAUGCAAAGACUGCUGGAUACUAAUCCAGAAAUCAAUCAAUCAGAUUCUCAGGAUAGCAGAGUGGCACCACGACUGGACAGGAAAAAACGCACUGUGAACAGAGAUGAGCUGUUGAAACAGGCAGAAUCUGUGAUGCAGGAUCUAGGCAGUUCAAGAGCCAUGUUGGAAAUCCAGUAUGAGAAUGAAGUUGGCACAGGCCUAGGCCCCACACUAGAGUUCUAUGCACUUGUAUCUCAGGAACUACAGAGAGCAGACUUAGGCCUUUGGAGAGGAGAAGAAGUGACUUUAGCCAAUCCAAAAGGAAGCCAGGAAGGUACCAAGUACAUCCAUAACCUUCAAGGCCUUUUUGCACUUCCCUUUGGUAGAACGGCGAAGCCAGCUCACAUUGCAAAGGUUAAAAUGAAGUUCCGCUUUCUGGGAAAACUCAUGGCCAAGGCAAUCAUGGAUUUUCGACUGGUGGACCUUCCUCUUGGACUUCCUUUUUAUAAAUGGAUGCUACGACAGGAAACUUCCUUGACGUCACAUGACUUGUUCAGUAUUGACCCAGUAGUAGCCAAAUCAAUAUAUCACCUUGAGGAUAUUGUAAGACAAAAGAAAAGACUUGAACAAGACAAAACACAGACCAAAGAAAGUCUACAGUAUGCAUUGGAAGCUCUGACCAUGAAUGGCUGCUCAGUGGAAGAUCUAGGGCUGGACUUUACACUUCCUGGGUUUCCCAAUAUAGAACUGAAAAAAGGGGGAAAAGAUACACCGGUCACUAUCCAUAACUUAGAGGAGUAUCUCAGACUGGUUAUAUUCUGGGCACUAAAUGAAGGUGUAGCCAGACAGUUUGACUCUUUCAGAGAUGGUUUUGAAUCGGUCUUCCCCCUCAGUCAUCUUCAGUACUUCUAUCCUGAGGAGUUGGAGCAGCUCCUGUGUGGCAGUAAAACAGACACUUGGGAUGCAAAGACUUUAAUGGAAUGUUGCAGGCCAGAUCACGGUUACACCCAUGACAGUCGGGCAGUGAAGUAUCUCUUCGAAAUCCUCAGUAGCUUUGAUAGUGAGCAGCAAAGACUGUUCCUCCAGUUUGUGACGGGGAGCCCCAGACUGCCUGUAGGAGGCUUUCGAAGUUUGAAUCCUCCACUGACAAUUGUUCGCAAGACAUUUGAGUCCACAGAGAACCCAGACGACUUCUUGCCCUCGGUAAUGACUUGUGUGAACUAUCUCAAGUUGCCGGACUAUUCAACUAUUGAGAUAAUGCGUGAAAAACUCUUGAUAGCUGCAAGAGAAGGGCAGCAGUCAUUCCACCUUUCCUGAUCACAAUGAAAAAUACAAUGUCUGCCUGUUACAGCAAGAGAAACUCAUGAUUCUUUUCUAAAUAUAUCACCUGAGUCAAGGAAACUUGUUACGCCUUCUUGUAGAAAAGCGGCUUGCAGAUUAUAAGUAAAGACACUUGGUUGAUAUUCAUUAAAGGCCCCUAUGGACUUAAAGUAAUCAGGCCCUAAAAGUUGUUGUGACAAGAUUUCUUUAGCAAGUUCUUGUUUAAAUUAUCAUUUAUUCAAUGAGUGAAAUUUUUAACUUGCUUUGCUGUGUGAAAUUUAAAAAGGGAUGUUUUUCCAGGCUGGAACAAUAAAUGUCGCUGUGCAGUUUAA
Molecule: messenger RNA, 5269 nt
Organism: Merops nubicus (carmine bee-eater)
Lineage: Eukaryota; Metazoa; Chordata; Aves; Coraciiformes; Meropidae
Gene: TRIP12
Product: thyroid hormone receptor interactor 12
Exons: 36
Biological process (GO): proteasome-mediated ubiquitin-dependent protein catabolic process; protein polyubiquitination; DNA damage response
Cellular component (GO): nuclear speck
Molecular function (GO): ubiquitin protein ligase activity; zinc ion binding
Source: RefSeq, a predicted model, not a curated record